This is a messenger RNA of Nerophis lumbriciformis (worm pipefish), 6788 nucleotides long. The record is from RefSeq and is a predicted model, not a curated record. Lineage: Eukaryota; Metazoa; Chordata; Actinopteri; Syngnathiformes; Syngnathidae.
GCCGCGACAACAAAUGCCGCAACAACUAAUUCAGCAACAAAUGCAGCAGCAACUAAUUCAGCAACAACAUCUGCAGUGACAGCAAAUGAAGCAACAACUAAUGCAGCAACAACAAAUGCAGUUACAAAUGCGGCGACAACAGAUGCAGUUACAAAUGCGGCGACAACAGAUGCAGCAACAAACGCAGUGACAACAAUUGCAGCAACAAAUGUUGUAACGAAAGCAGCAACAACAAAUGCAGCAACAACCAAUUUAGCAACCAAUGCAGCAACAAAUGCAAUGACAACAAAUGAAGCAACAACUAAUUCACCAACAAAUGGAGUUACAAAUGUGGCAACAACAAAUGCAGCAACUACUAAUUCAGCAACAAAUGCAGCUACAACAUCUGCAGUGACAGCAAAUGAAGCAACAACUAAUGCAGCAACAACAAAUGCAGCGACAAAUGCGGCAACAACAAAUGUCGUGGCAACAAAUGAAGCGACAACAAAUUCAGCAACAAAUGCAAUGACAACAAAUGCAGCAACAACUAAUUCAGCAACAAAUGCGGCAACAACGAAUGCAGCAACAAACGCAGUUACAAAUGUGGGGACAACAAAUGCAGUAACAAAUGCGGUGACAACAAAUGCAGCAACACUUAAUUCAGCAACAAAUGCAGUGACAACAAAUGCAGCAACAACUAAUUCAGCAACAAAUGCAGCGACAAAUGCAGCAACAACAUCUGCAGUGACAGCAAAUGAAGCAACAACUAUUGCAGCAACAACAAAUGCAGCGACAAAUGCGGCAACAACAAAUGCAGCAACAAAUGUCGUGGCAACAAAUGAUGUGACAACAAAUGCAGCGACAACAAAUUCAGCAACAAAUGCAAUGACAACAAAUGCAGUUACAAAUGCGGCGACAACAGAUGCAGCAACAAUCGCAGUGACAACAAUUGCAGCAACAAAUGCAGUAACAAAUGCAGCAACAACAAAUGCAGCGACAACCAAUUUAGCAACAAAUGCAGCGACAACAAAUGCAGCAACAACUAAUUCAGCAACAAAUGCGGCAACAACGAAUGCAGCAACAAACGCAGUUACAAAUGUGGGGACAACAAAUGCAGCAACAAAUGCAGUAACAAAUGCCGCGACAACAAAUGCAGCAACAACUAAUUCAGCAACAAAUGCAGCAGCAACUAAUUCAGCAACAACAUCUGCAGUGACAGCAAAUGAAGCAACAACUAAUGCAGCAACAACAAAUGCAGUUACAAAUGCGGCGACAACAGAUGCAGUUACAAAUGCGGCGACAACAGAUGCAGCAACAAACGCAGUGACAACAAUUGCAGCAACAAAUGUUGUAACGAAAGCAGCAACAACAAAUGCAGCAACAACCAAUUUAGCAACCAAUGCAGCAACAAAUGCAAUGACAACAAAUGAAGCAACAACUAAUUCACCAACAAAUGGAGUUACAAAUGUGGCAACAACAAAUGCAGCAACUACUAAUUCAGCAACAAAUGCAGCUACAACAUCUGCAGUGACAGCAAAUGAAGCAACAACUAAUGCAGCAACAACAAAUGCAGCGACAAAUGCGGCAACAACAAAUGUCGUGGCAACAAAUGAAGCGACAACAAAUUCAGCAACAAAUGCAAUGACAACAAAUGCAGCAACAACUAAUUCAGCAACAAAUGCGGCAACAACGAAUGCAGCAACAAACGCAGUUACAAAUGUGGGGACAACAAAUGCAGUAACAAAUGCGGUGACAACAAAUGCAGCAACACUUAAUUCAGCAACAAAUGCAGUGACAACAAAUGCAGCAACAACUAAUUCAGCAACAAAUGCAGCAACAAAUGCAGCAACAACAUCUGCAGUGACAGCAAAUAAAGCAACAACUAAUGCAGCAACAACAAAUGCAGUUACAAAUGCGGGGACAACAAAUGCAGUUACAAAUGCGGCGACAACAGAUGCAGCAACAAACGCAGUGACAACAAUUGCAGCAACAAAUGCAGUAACAAAUACAGCAACAACAAAUGCAGCAACAACCAAUUUAGCAACAAAUGCAGUGACAACAAAUGCAGCAACAAAUGCAAUGACAACAAAUGCACCAACAACUAAUUCAGCAACAAAUGCCGCAACAACGAAUGCAGCAACAAACGCAAUUACAAAAGCGGGGACAACAAAUGCGGGGACAACAAAUGCAGUAACAAAUGCGGCGACAACAAAUGCAGCAACAACUAAUUCAGUAACAAAUGCAGCGACAACAAAUGCAGCAACAACUAAUUCAGCAACAAAUGCAGCGACAAAUGCAGCAACAACAUCUGCAGUGACAGCAAAUGAAGCAAAAACUAAUGCAGCAACAACAAAUGCAGUUACAAAUGCGGCGACAACAGAUGCAGCAACAAAUGCAGUGACAACAAUUGCAGCAACAAAUGCAGAAACAAAUACAGCAACAACAAAUGCAGCAACAACCAAUUUAGCAACAAAUGCAGCGACAACAAAUGCAGCAACAAAUGCAGUAACAAUUGCGGGGACAAAAAAUGCAGCAACAACUAAUGCAGCAACAAAUGCAGUGACAACAAAUGCAGCAACAAACGCAGUGACCACAAAUGCAGCAACAACUAAUUCAGCAACAAAUGCAGUGACCAAUGUGGGGACAACAAAUGCAGCAACAAACGCAGUUACAAAUGCGGGCACAACAAUUGCAGCAACAAUUGCAGUAACGAACACGGUGUCAACAAAUGCAGCGUCAACAAAUGCAGCGACAACAAAUGCAGCGACAACAAAUGCAGCGACAAAUGCAGCGACAAAUGCAGCGACAAAUGUGGCGACAACAAAUGCAGCAACAAAUGCAGUGACAGCAAAGGCAGUGACAACAAAUGAAGCAACAACAAAUGCAGCAACAAACGCAGUGACCACAAAUGCGGCAACAACAAAUGCAGCAACAAAUGCAGUGACAGCAAAUGCAGUGACAACAAAUGAAGCGACAACUAAUGCAUUAACAAAUGCAGUUACAAAUGCGGGGACAACAAAUGCAGUAACAAUUGCGGUGACAACAAAUGCAGCAACAACUAAUUCAGCAACAAAUGCAGCGACAAAUGCGGCAACAACAUCUGCAGUGACAGCAAAUGAAGCAACAACUAAUGCAGCAACAACAAAUGCAGUUACAAAUGCGAGGACAACAAAUGCAGUUACAAAUGCGGCGAUAACAGAUGCAGCAACAAUCGCAGUGACAACAAUUGCAGCAACAAAUGCAGUAACAAAUGCAGCAACAACAAAUGCAGCAACAACCAAUUUAGCAACAAAUGCAGCGACAACAAAUGCAGCAACAAAUGCAAUGACAACAAAUGUAGCAACAACUAAUUCAGGAACAAAUGCGGCAACAACGAAUGCAACAACAAACGCAGUUACAAAUGCGGGGACAACAAAUGCAGUAACAAAUGCGGCGACAAUAAAUGUAGCAACAACUAAUUCAGCAACAAAUGCAGUGACAACAAAUGCAGCAACAACUAAUGCAGCAACAACAAAUGCAGUUACAAAUGCGGGGACAACAAAUGCAGUUACAAAUGCGGCGACAACAGAUGCAGCAACAAACGCAGUGACAACAAUUGCAGCAACAAAUGCAGUAACGAAAGCAGCAACAACAAAUGCAGCAACAACCAAUUUAGCAACAAAUGCAGCAACAACAUCUGCAGUGACAGCAAAUGAAGCAACAACUAAUGCAGCAACAACAAAUGCAGCGACAAAUGCGGCAACAACAAAUGUCGUGGCAACAAAUGAAACGACAACAAAUGCAGCGACAACAAAUUCAGCAACAAAUGCAAUGACAACAAAUGCAGCAACAACUAAUUCAGCAACAAAUGCAGCAACAAAUGCGGCAACAACGAAUGCGGCAACAAACGCAGUUACAAAUGCGGGGACAACAAAUGCAGUAACAAAUGUGGUGACAACAAAUGCAGCAGCAAAUGCAGUGACAACAAAUGCAGCAACAACUAAUUCAGCAACAAAUGCAGCAACAACAUCUGCAGUGACAGCAAAUGAAGCAACAACUAAUGCAGCAACAACAAAUGCAGCGACAAAUGCGGCAACAACAAAUGCAGCAACAAAUGUCGUGGCAACAAAUGAAGCGACAACAAAUGCAGCGACAACAAAUUCAGCAACAAAUGCAAAGACAACAAAUGCAGCAACAACUAAUUCAGCAACAAAUGCGGCAACAACGAAUGCAACAACAAACGCAGUUACAAAUGCGGGGACAACAAAUGCAGUAACAAAUGCGGCGACAAUAAAUGUAGCAACAACUAAUUCAGCAACAAAUGCAGCAACAACUAAUGCAGCAACAACAAAUGCAGUUACAAAUGCGGGGACAACAAAUGCAGUUACAAAUGCGGCGACAACAGAUGCAGCAACAAACGCAGUGACAACAAUUGCAGCAACAAAUGCAGUAAUGAAAGCAGCAACAACAAAUGCAGAAACAACCAAUUUAGCAACAAAUGCAGCGACAAAUGCAGCAACAACAUCUGCAGUGACAGCAAAUGAAGCAACAACUAAUGCAGCAACAACAAAUGCAGCGACAAAUGCGGCAACAACAAAUGCAGCAACAAAUGUCGUGGCAACAAAUGAAACGACAACAAAUGCAGCGACAACAAAUGCAGCAACAAAUGCAAUGACAACAAAUGCAGCAACAACUAAUUCAGCAACAAAUGCAGCAACAAAUGCGGCAACAACGAAUGCGGCAACAAACGCAGUUACAAAUGCGGGGACAACAAAUGCAGUAACAAAUGUGGUGACAACAAAUGCAGCAACAAAUGCAGUGACAACAAAUGCAGCAACAACUAAUUCAGCAACAAAUGCAGCAACAAAUGCAGCAACAACAUCUGCAGUGACAGCAAAUGAAGCAACAACUAAUGCAGCAACAACAAAUGCAGCGACAAAUGCGGCAACAACAAAUGCAGCAACAAAUGUCGUGGCAACAAAUGAAGCGACAACAAAUGCAGCGACAACAAAUUCAGCAACAAAUGCAAUGACAACAAAUGCAGCAACAACUAAUUCAGCAACAAAUGCAGCAACAAAUGCGGCAACAACGAAAGCAGCAACAAACGCAGUUACAAAUGCGGGGACAACAAAUGCAGUAACAAAUGCGGUGACAACAAAUGCAGCAACAACUAAUUCAGCAACAAAUGCAGUGACAACAAAUGCAGCAACAACUAAUUCAGCAACAAAUGCAGCAACAAAUGCAGCAACAACAUCUGCAGUGACAGCAAAUGAAGCAACAACUAAUGCAGCAACAACAAAUGCAGUUACAAAUACGGCGACAACAGGUGCAGCAACAGACGCAGUGACAACAAUUGCAGCAACAAAUGCAGUAACAAAUGCAGCAACAACAAAUGCAGCAACAACCAAUUUAGCAACAAAUGCAGCAACAAAUGCAAUGACAACAAAUGCAGCAACAACUAAUUCAGCAACAACGAAUGCAGCAACAAACGCAGUUACAAAAGCGGGUACAACAAAUGCGGGGACAACAAAUGCAGUAACAAAUGCGGUGACAACAAAUGCAGCAACAACUAAUUCAGCAACAAAUGCAGUGACAACAAAUGCAGCAACAACUAAUUCAGCAACAAAUGCAGCAACAAAUGCAGCAACAACAUCUGCAGUGACAGCAAAUGAAGCAACAACUAAUGCAGCAACAACAAAUACAGUUACAAAUACGGCGACAACAGAUGCAGCAACAGACGCAGUGACAACAAUUGCAGCAACAAAUGCAGUAACAAAUGCAGCAACAACAAAUGCAGCAACAACCAAUUUAGCAACAAAUGCAGCAACAAAUGCAAUGACAACAAAUGCAGCACCAACUAAUUCAGCAACAACGAAUGCAGCAACAAACGCAGUUACAAAAGCGGGUACAACAAAUGCGGGGACAACAAAUGCAGUAACAAAUGCAGUGGCAACAAAUGCAGCAACAACUAAUUCAGCAACAAAUGCAGUGACCAAUGUGGCGACAACAAAUACAGCAACAAACGCAGUUACAAAUGCGAAUGCAGCGGCAACAAAUGCAGUGACGAAUGCGGCGACAAAUGCAGUGAUGAAUGCGGCGACAACAAAUGCAGCACCAAAUGCGGCAACGAUAAAUUCAGCAACAAACACAAAUACUAAUGCAACCACGAGAACGACGACAACAGUUGUUCCGGCUACACCAGCAGUGACAAGAAAACCAACAACAGUGCUGAGAACGACACAAAUCGGAACCACCGCCCUAAGUGCAACUGUCAUAACAAGAAGAGUAACGUUCCGAUCGCUUCAGAGCACUUUUAGCAGCGACUUGCUCAACUCAUCAUCACCUGCUUUCCAAGCAAGAGCGGCGAUGAUAAGAAUUCAGCUUCAACCUUUAUUCCAAAACGCAUUCCCUUCCACCUUUAGGCUGCUGAUCAUUGUGGCGUUCAGAAGCGGCUCGGUCAUCAACGACAUGGACCUGCAGUUUGCAAACACGUCACCAAACAACACGGAGAUUGCUCAAGUUUUGACCACCGCCUCGUCGAGCGUUACCGGUUUCGACAUCGAGCUGGCGUCCAUCACCGUGGAUGGAAUAGUUUCAAGUGGCGCCCCCCUGAGGAUCAGUGUGGUCACUGCAGGCUGCCUGCUCAUACUUUCCUGGCUCCUAUCACAACAAUAGCGUUCCAUCUAUGUGUUUAUGCAUGAAAAAAGCGACUUUGGUGAAACAAUUCAAUCGCUAAGACUGUUUUGAAUGCACUUCCUAAUGUAUUUAUAUGAAAUGUAACUGCAAAACUAAUAUAUAUUAAUAAACAGUAUGAUAUUUAAAAUGGCAUG